Messenger RNA from Aspergillus bombycis, 891 nucleotides. RefSeq names its product taurine catabolism dioxygenase TauD. Gene Ontology annotation, molecular function: oxidoreductase activity. The record is from RefSeq and is a predicted model, not a curated record. NCBI's taxonomy places the organism in Eukaryota, Fungi, Ascomycota, Eurotiomycetes, Eurotiales, Aspergillaceae. The transcript is spliced from 2 exons. Bases 1 to 891 code for a protein of 296 amino acids.
AUGUUGCGUACCCUAACCAGAGCGUACCAUGGUGCACUGGGGACGACGAUACGGUCGGCGCCUGCACUUUCGCCGCUAGCCAAUAUCCCAUAUCUUCAAGCCCCGAGGCUUGAUUCAGCCCAAGAGCAACGGCACGUGGGCAGCGUGCAGCGCCACCUACAGGACGCUGGCGUUCUGAAAAUCAGCCUCAACUUUGACGAUAACGACUCCCACUACCUGACAAGUCUCAUUCAAGGACUGCACAAAUGGCACGGCCACGGACUCCCCAUCACCCACUCCGCCCACCGCGGCUGGUACUGGGAUAUCCGGCCCAGCCAAACGGUCUUCCAAUGUCCGGACCACCAGGCGCGGUCAGAAACCAUGAAUGAGUUCCCCUGGCAUACCGACUGCAGCUACGAGGCCUCCCCGCCGCGGUUCUUCGCGCUGCAAGUCCUCCAUCCGGACCAAUGCGGCGGCGGCACGCUCUCCGUGCUGAAAGUCGACAAUCUCCUCAGACUCCUCUCGGAGUCGACACGAGCUGCGCUCCAAAAGAAAGACUACCUGAUUACCGUGCCGCCGGAGUUCCGGAAAACAGACAACAAGGACGAGUCCAUUGUCGGUAGUCUACUCGCUCCGGACCCGGCAUCCGGGAGCCUGGCGCUCCGCUUCAGAGAGGAUAUCUUCACUCCCUUGACGGGCGAGGCGGGACUGGCGCUGGAAGAGCUCAAGUCUGUCUUGCUGGGCCCGCAGGCGCAGUCUGAGGUCGUGCAUCUCACAGCCGAGAUGAUGCCGCGCGGCUCCAUCGUCAUCAUGGAUAACAGGCGGUGGUUGCAUGGUCGCAAUCAGGUGAAGGACCCCCGGAGACAUUUGAAGCGCGUGAGAUGGGAUGCCAGGCCGUUUGGUCUAGACUAG